Molecule: messenger RNA, 3962 nt
Organism: Dreissena polymorpha
Lineage: Eukaryota; Metazoa; Mollusca; Bivalvia; Myida; Dreissenidae
Exons: 10
Coding region: 132-1850 (572 amino acids)
Biological process (GO): proton transmembrane transport
Cellular component (GO): plasma membrane
Molecular function (GO): voltage-gated proton channel activity
Source: RefSeq, a predicted model, not a curated record
CUUAUGUUUUCGUGCCUUGGAAAACAGCCGAAAUACUUUACUUUAAAGCAUUGAGGUUUUAAGGUUCUUGUACGGGUGUUGAGUGUACGUGGUUUAUUUAACGUUAAUGUGACUUAUAGAUUAGAACAACUAUGUCGCACCUUAAACGGAUGUCGAACGCUAGUCUCCUGUCUAGGCAGUUAGGAUUAACUCUUAACUAUACCGGUUCUCUGCUCGAGCGCACCGAGCAAGGCUUGGAGAAGGAAAUACGCAGGGAAAGCUUCGUCCCACCGCGGAAGAAUAAGAUUGCGAGAUUGCGCCAUGACGGGGAGCUAGUCCUUCACAGUAAGCAAGUGCUGAUGCUGAUCGUGGUGUUAAAUUUAGUGGAUUGUUGCCUCGUUCUCGGAGAGCUUAUUCUCGAUAUCCACUAUAUAAAAGGACUUCGCGACAAAACAGAAGAGCGGUCACAAAAGUUCGUCGACACGAUGGUCAAACGUUACCCGGAUGAUCUGAGCGACUUCUCGACGGACAACUUGGACGAUCUCUAUGCGCACCUGUACACGGCCGACUGCCGUUGGACUCCGCGCGUUGACGUUAUGUAUAUGCCUGGGGAUAACAUCACGUUAAUUAACGGCACGUUUCAGCCUGACGUUGGCGCUGGUAACGCGUCGCGAUUGAGGAAAAGUGCUGAUCACCCGACGCUCCCACCACACCCUACAGCCAGCAACAUCCUUCGUACUAUACCGGAAACGGUGUACGAAACCCGGCAACCCAGCCUCGAGUCCCACGGCACUCACGGCGGUUCCCACGGUACUGCGGGUCACUCGGUGUGGGAGGACGUGGCGCAUGGUCUUCACAAGGCUAGCAUCACCAUCCUCGGAAUCCUGUUCUUUGAGAGCAUCCUAAAGAUUAUUUGCAUGGGGAAAGAAUUCUUGUCCAAGAAAUUGGAGGUAUUCGAUACGAUUGUGGUGAUCGUUUCGUUCGUGGUAGACGUGGUGCUUCUAAGGGGCCUCACACACUACAAGGUGCAGGACGCUCUCCUCAUCCUUUCAUUCCUGUUGCCAUGGAGAGUCAUCCGAGUCGUCAACAGUCUGAUAGUGGCCGUGCUGGAUCACGAGCACUUCCGGCUGAAGAUGCUGUACAAGGAGAAGAAGAUGAUUUCAGCGCAACUUGAAAGGCUGGAGGAAACAGAAAAGCGAUGGGACUUUCACCUUCAGAAGAUUGAAUCGUUUUGCGAGAGCGAGGGCAUCCCGAAGUGGAAGAUCCGCCAACAUACUGCUCUGGGCAGGAAGCAGUCGACAAUUACCACAAUGGCGUCCCUGGCACUAUGUGGCAUGCUUCCGGGAAUCAUCAUGGGCCCGGCCGACAAAAAAAUGUUCAACCGCAUUUUUGAACAGAAUGCGAACGCGCAUGCAAAGAAUGACGCACCGAAGACAAAUAACGCCACGAUUAAAGCUCUCGUUUCGGCCACCGCCGGCUUAAAGCCAAUCAGGAUCAAUAAAAACCCUUCUGUGCCAGUAAUUAAUCUUGAUAUUAUUGACGAAAGCGUCAACUCCGAUGAUGAAGACUCGGUAGAUUUCCAGGAAUCAGUUACCGGAAGUGGCUUGAAUUUGAGCGUCAACGGCAAUAAUUUCUACAAGACGCCACGACAAUCCAUCCAAUCGGAUCCGGGUCACGGAGUUCUGAACCUUCCGAAAGGAAGUUUUGCUGCUCAAAAGCGCGUGUCGUUUGACCACAUGGAAAUUCGACCACUCUUGACUCAUCAGACAUCCGUGUGUUCGGAAUACACCGACGCGGUCGAGAAUGUAGAAACACAAAAUGACAAUAAUGUACCUGACCCCACACAUCCGGUAAAAUUUGACAAUGUGUAAAUGAUUAUAUCGGUGAAUUAUUCGAAUCAGUGCUCAGUGACGUUACCACGUGCUAUCACGAGUUGUGCUGACAACGUGACAACUCUAGGAUCACACUGGUCUAUGUUUCAUUUAAAACAUUACACGCUUGUUUCGGUUUGGAGCCCGUAUUAUAAAACAUGGUUCGACAAAUUCACUUGACGACACAUAAACUUAAUAACUCAUUUUAUUUACGACACGUUCGCACAGGCUAAUCAGGUACGACACUUUCCGCUUUUAUGGAAUUUUUCGUUUAAAGAAAGUCACUUCUUUAAGAAAAUACGGUCUAAAUACGGUCUAAUACGGUCUAAGCGUAAACUGUCGUUCAUGAUAAGCAUUUGCGGACUGCACAGGCUAAUCUGAUCCGGCUCUUUAUGCACAUGCAUUCAGGCCUGUUUUCCAAGAGCGCGGCGCAUUUGUUGAUUCUUUAAAAUUUAGUCGUAACUUGUUCUUGUCGUAAGAUAUUUUAUUAGACAGGGGCCUGCUAUUAAAUACAAAUUACCUUCGGUUGUCUGGUGGACACCCAUUGAACUCUGCUUUAGUCGCCGUUCAAACUGGUCAAACGUUAACGUCAAUGGUAAAGUAAAACUUUAGGAAUAUCCACAAAACGCUCGUACUUUUCACCAACGAGCAAAUACUGUAAAAUCAUUAAUAUUCGUUGGAAUAAAAUGUUGUGCAUGAAAAAUUACAAGUUCGUGGUAACGCAAAUUCGUUGAAUCCCCCCCCCCCGUUAAAAACAACAACAACAAACAAAUAAAACAAAAACAAAACAAAGAAUAAAACAACUAAUUGUUCGUUGCGAUUUUAAUUUGUGAACCGCUUAACCCACGAAAUUCAUGUCACAUUAUAAUGACGAUGUCACACGAAUAAUGACAAUGUAACAGGAAUAAUCACAAUAUCACACGAAUAUCACGAUGCCACACGAAUAAUCACGAUGUCUUACGAAUAAUCUCGAUGUCACACGAAUAAUCAUGAUGUCACAGAGUAAUGACGAUGUCAUACGAAUAAUUACGAUGCCACACGAAUAGUCACGAUGUCGCACACAUAAUCACGAUGUAACACAAAUAAUCACGAUGUCGCACGAAUAAUCACGAUGUCACAAGAAUAAUUAUAAUGCCACACGAAUAAUCACGAUGUCACUCGAAUAAUUACGAUGUCACACGAGUUAUCACGAUGUCACACGAGGAAUCACGAUGUCACACGAAUAAUCACGAUCGUGCAGAACCUAUUUAUGCAAACAAGUAAAAAAAUGUACCCUGCGUAUGUGUAGUUAGGUAAUUACUUAGGCACUCCUUUACUAAUAAUAAAAAAAAAUCAGAAUGAGCGUGUAACAUUAAAUUGUACGUGAGCACAAAUCAUAUACAGUAUUCUUCUUAAAAUACCCCCGCACAAACUAGCGUAUGUGAAGAACAACGCUUCAAGUGUUGUCAAGAGAUUUUGCGAAAUAAACGCAACAUUUCGCGCUAGCAGUCGCCUAUACGUAUAAAUUUCGUCACUUCCGGUGCAACGGCCGCUUAACGCUGCCAAAGGUUGUACAUACUCUGCAUCUCGUCGCACGUGUAGGAGUCGUACCUCGGCACGCAGUACCCGUGACGGUCACUCAGGAGGAAAUUCCCGCCGCCGGAAAGCCUGAUGCAGCAAAGAGGUCCGUUUGAUCCGCACUCCGUGUCGUGCGCGCAGCAAGGGUCUCGGUAGAAGACGCAAAUCUGCCCAAGCUUGAAGCAUUUCUUAUUAUGGAAGUCCGAUUCCAUGGAAUAUACGUCCAGUAUCUUAUAUUAAUACAAUUACUACAGAAAUAUUAAGCUAUUUGACCAUGAACACAUGUUGAUAAUUAAAGUAAAGAGUGACAAUGACAAUGACCACGGUACAUUUCGUGCCACGAAAAUUCAGGAGCACACACCGCCUAUGCUGACUUUAAAACCAAUCAGACAGACUGUCUUUGUUUGCAAGAUUGUUCACAUGAUUGUAUUGCUAUCUGCAAUGCUAUUGACCUUAAUGUGGACACACAAGCCUGGUAAAUACGGUUGAAAUUGUUAUCUUCUGUUAUCUGUUUUAUUUCCUAUCAAGUCCAAGUAUUUCCAAGCUCUGUUAUCU